AUGAGUAAAAUAGUUGUAUUUGGUGGUAACGGACUUUUAGGUAAACGUAUUUGUCAAGAAAGUGUUAACCGUGGUUUAAAAGUUUAUUCUAUUACUCGGAGCGGCAAAACACCAACAUUCAAUAGUCCUGCAAAGCCUAAUGAAUGGGUAGAUAAAGUCAAUUGGUUAAAAGGUGAUUUGUUUGACCCUCAUUCUUACAAAUCUGUUCUAAUGGGUGCAGACCACGUAGUGCAUAGCGUGGGAAUUCUAUUUGAAGGUGCUGGUUACAAGAAAUUGGCAAAUGCCCCUAUCACUUCCCUCCCGGGAGUCAUAUGGGAUGAGGUCUGUAAAGGUCCUGAACAACCUAAUCCGUUUGAGACUGAACCAUUAACGUAUCACAACGUUAACACUCGUGCAGCUACUCUAUUAUGCGACACAGUUAGCGAGGUUGCCAAGCAUACCAAAUCAACGAUAUCGUUCUCUUAUAUCUCAGCACAUAACGGUUCUCCAUUGAUACCACAGGGAUACAUUGACUCCAAGAGAGCUGCUGAACAUCAUAUAUUACAUCACUCCGAUCCUGAAUAUGUCCGUCCUUUGAUUCUCAGACCAGGGUUUAUGUAUGACCAAGAAGAGGGCUUGCUUGACAACCCUCGUUAUGCUAUCUCGAAUGUGGUAGGGCUGGGCAACUGCUUUGGUAUGAUUCCAGCGCCACUCACUACUCAGCAGGUAGCCGCCCAGCUGGUAUCUCGACUAGGCGACCCUCAAGCCUGCGGCGUUGUCUCUGCCGAUGAGUUGGCCAAGCCUGUUCUGGUUUAA
Molecule: messenger RNA, 795 nt
Organism: Henningerozyma blattae CBS 6284
Lineage: Eukaryota; Fungi; Ascomycota; Saccharomycetes; Saccharomycetales; Saccharomycetaceae
Gene: COQ11
Product: ubiquinone biosynthesis protein COQ11
Exons: 1
Coding region: 1-795 (264 amino acids)
Cellular component (GO): mitochondrion
Molecular function (GO): protein-containing complex binding
Source: RefSeq, a predicted model, not a curated record